CUGAAGCAGGAAAGUGACCACAGUCAAUCGGAACCAAACAAAAGAUCCCUCAAUGAUGACGAAUCAGAAUGCGUCUCUGAGUCACGUGAACACACGACAGCAACUACAGAGGAGGAGGGGCCGGAGCAAAGUGUUUCCGUGGGAGAGACGCCGUGCGUGCGCAGACAUGGCUGCUGUGUGAUGAAGCUGGAACAGCAGACUGAACUUUGAGGAGGGACACAAGUAUUGAUCCUGACACGUUUAGCGUCGAUUCGACACCAGUACAAACGCCUGUAUCCGUUAUAUCGCUGUUUGGAUCGAUCCGCUCAGCCCCAGUUGAGCAGCAAUGUGUAUAGUUCAGAACCUGAGAGAGUUCAUCAAGGAGAGACUCACUGCUGUUUGUGUAGAAAUCUUCUCAGAGGUUCAAAAAACCAUCGGCCAUUAUGAGGAGGAGAUCAGCCGUCACCGCAGACUGCUGGAUAUCAGCCGGAAACCCGACACAAACUCACACAUCACAGACCUCCCACAACUGGAUGACUGCGAGGAAGAGCACAGUCUGAACAAACAGCAGAUCAGCAGCUGGAAGAGGAACUCCAGUCUGGACCAGGUGGACCCAGAGCAUCCACAGAUUAAAGAGGAACAGGAAGAACUCUGCUGGAGUCAGGAGGGAGAGCAGCUUGGACUGAAGCAGGAAGCUGAUGGCAUCUGGCCUGAUGAAGAGCGGUUCAGACUGCUGGAGACCAUCUGGAAACCUGAGAUAAAGUUACACAGGAUAGGCCUCCAACAGCAACAUGUCUUUGAGGAGGAGAUUUUUAAAAAGCAGCAGUUCUGUAACAAGGAGAGGAACUCUAGUCUGGAUGAGGAGAACACAGAGCCUCUACAGAUUAAAGAGGAACAGGAGGAACUCUGCAGCAGUCAGGAGGGAGAGCAGGUUGGACAGAGACAGGAGGCUGAUGUCUUCAUGGUGACUCUUACUUAUGAGGACAGUGACCAAAGUGUUGCAGAACCAAACAGCGAGGACCUCCUUUCUCACAGCGCUCCUGAAGCAGAGCACCAAGGUCAUGAAGAAAGCCAACAUGUGGACUUAGGAUCAACUAGAAAUGCAGAGGUGAAGAAGAGGAGGCAUCAAAGAAACAGAAGUCACAGUCAGAGAGUAGACAGCACUCCUGUGUCAGAGAGACAGAGUGAAACUAACACAAGGAAAAAGUCCAUACAGUGUGAUACCUGUGGAAAAACCUUUCAGCAUAAAUCCAACCUGACAAGACAUCUGAAAAGUCACACAGGGGAUAAACCAUAUUCUUGCAGUACCUGUGGAAAAAGGUUUUCUGACAUGUCAGCAUCCAUAAGGCACAUAAAAGGUCACACAGAGGAGAAACGGUUUCCUUGUAGCACCUGUGAGAAAAGAUUCAAACGGAAACCAGAUUUGGAGCGUCAUAUAAGAACUCACACAGGCGAGAAGCCAUAUCCUUGUAUCACGUGUGGGAAAAGAUUUGGUGACGUGUCUGCAUUCAUAAAGCAUGUCCGUAUUCACACAAGGCCGAAACCAUAUCUUUGUAACAUCUGUGGGAAACGAUUCAAUCAGAAAAUAGAUUUGGUAUAUCAUAUAAGAAGCCACACAGGUGAAAAGCCAUAUUGUUGUAGCACAUGUGGGACAAGAUUCAGUCAGAGGGCAGACUUAAAGACACACAUGAGAAUUCAUGCUGGUUAAAAAUGUCAUGCUUAAAAAAUGUGGCACAGCUGUUAGCUUCAGGGCUUUCAAAUUAUGCCGGCAGCAGGUGCAUUUUCCACCUACUCCACCACUCUGCGCCGUCUACUUUUUCAUUUUCCUAAAAAAAAAUGUUUGCGCCGUCCGCCGUCUCCUUUUCCAGCGCCAUGUGGACACUCGUGGCAAUAUUUACAUUCUUUCAAUCUGAGCCAUUUGAUUGGUUCGUGGCUGCCAUGUGACUAUUUAUAUCGUCUGCUGCUGUCAUGGCUUCUCAUGCACGUAAGAGAAAUAAGAGAAAACAGCAGCCGUCACAAAUGGCCGCCAGGCAUGGGGACCAGAUGAUUGGGUUUAAGAAAUGGUUCAAGCCCAUGUCCAAGGUUGAAAGUAAGUAAUCUAGGUAUACAUGAAGGUAUACAUGAUCAAUGUCAACAAUAGAAUUCUAAUGAUCAGAUGAGAGAAAGGUCGCCGGCCUCAUGGAAUGCGAUCAUCUGCAUGAUUUGAUGAUGAAUUUCAGAGCCGACCAUGCUGUUCGUUCAGGGGCAAGUUUGACAAUAAAAUAAUAUGCAUUAGCAUAGCUUCUGUACUUUUGAAGAUUAACUUUCAAAAUUAUUUAAAAUCA
Archocentrus centrarchus (flier cichlid) is the source of this 2303-nucleotide messenger RNA. Its product is annotated as zinc finger protein OZF-like. NCBI's taxonomy places the organism in Eukaryota, Metazoa, Chordata, Actinopteri, Cichliformes, Cichlidae. Gene Ontology annotation, biological process: regulation of DNA-templated transcription. The transcript is spliced from 4 exons. The coding region runs from base 326 to 1687 and encodes 453 amino acids. The record is from RefSeq and is a predicted model, not a curated record. Gene Ontology annotation, molecular function: RNA polymerase II cis-regulatory region sequence-specific DNA binding; DNA-binding transcription factor activity, RNA polymerase II-specific.